Ficedula albicollis (Collared flycatcher) is the source of this 2514-nucleotide messenger RNA. It is a transcript of the gene RPS6KL1, whose product is annotated as ribosomal protein S6 kinase like 1. Bases 1 to 1887 code for a protein of 628 amino acids. The transcript is spliced from 11 exons. Gene Ontology annotation, molecular function: protein kinase activity; ATP binding. The record is from RefSeq and is a predicted model, not a curated record. NCBI's taxonomy places the organism in Eukaryota, Metazoa, Chordata, Aves, Passeriformes, Muscicapidae. Gene Ontology annotation, biological process: protein phosphorylation.
AUGACAAUAGAGCAAGCAGAGCGACGGCGCUCGGCGUGUGUUAACGGAGCGGGAGCCCGGCGGGGGGACCCGGGCACGGAUCCCGAGGGGGGCGAUGGUGGUGGUGAUGAUGCCCAGCGGGACGUCAGCGAGGACUACGAGGAGGCCUUCAACCACUACCAGAACGGCGUGGACGUGCUGCUCCGCGGCGUGCAGGUUGACCCCAACAAGGAGCGUCGGGAGGCCGUGAAGCGGAAGAUCACCCAGUACCUGCGGCGUGCCGAGGAGAUCUUCAAUUGCCACCUGCAGCGGGCGGCGGGCGGUGCCAACACCACUGCCACGGGCUACAGCAGCCUGCGCUUCCGGCCGAUCAGGACCCUGAGCUCAGCAGUGGAGAACCUGAGGCUCUGUAAGGUUGUGGGAGUGAUUGAUAAGGUGCAGAUUGUCCAGGAUCCAGCCACUGGUGAGACCUUUAUACUCAAGAGCCUCCCCAAAUCCCACGUUGAGACUCGUAAGCGACAGACCAUCAUCCCUCAUGGGGUCCCCUUCAUGGUCAAGCUGUUGUGCUACUAUGUGAGUGAGGACUCCAUCUUCCUCCAUCUGGAGCACGUGCAGGGAGAGACACUGUGGUCUCACCUCCGCUCCAAGUACUGUGUCCAGCAGGACGGUGCUGAUGCAAGCACCAUUCAAACCCUGAGGGACCAUGGCACAGAGGACGGUGUGGGAAACUCCCAGGGUGUCAGCCAAGUAUCCAUCCUCCCUGUUGGGAAAGGCAGUGGCCUCCCAGGCUCUGUGAACUACCAAGUGUUGGGAAACGCGGAUGCCUCACUCCCUCAGGAGCAGUCCCCUGGCAACACAGACUCUGGCUCAGGAAACCGCUGCCAGCUUCUGCUGGCUCCUGCUGGCGGCAGAGGGGCUGCACCUGGAGGACAGGAUCUGAGUGUGGCACAGACUGUGUCUGGUGUUGUGGACCAUUUUCCAGCAGCGUCAGCCAAAUGUCCUGGCCACCUCGGCAGCCAGCAGGGCCUGGUUGUCUACCCAUGGAAUGAUCCAACCAGUGGCACAGGCUGCAUAUCUGAGAAAACAGCCUCCCAACAAGGCCCCAGGCUUCCCCAGGGGCUGGUCCCUGUUCCAAAGACUGUGAGAAGGGGGCAGCCAGGGGCAGGGAAGCUGCCAGCUCAGAAAGUGUCUGAGGCCUCCCAGGCUCAGCCCCUCCAGGCUGUCGGUGAGAGGCAGCUCCCUGCAGGAGUUGCCCUGUCCAGCUCUGGCAAACCCAGUGUGUCUGACCCAGCCAUGUGGGAGCCCUCAUGGGGAGCAAGCCUGACCUGUGGCCGGCUCAGCAAACAGCCACCAUCAGGACAAUGCAGGGCUUCGGCUUCCCAGGGGCACAAACAGAGAGCAUGGGCUGUGAAGGAAGAGCAGGUGCAGCUGUGGGCAGCAGAAAUCCUCCUGGCCUUAGAGGGACUUCACCAACAGGGUGUAUUGUGCCGGGACCUCAACCCCAGGAAUUUGCUGCUUGAUACAUCUGGUCAUGUCCGUCUCACCUUCUUUGGCCAGUGGGCAGAGGUGGAGCCCCAGUACUGCAGCCAGGCACGGGAAGAGCUGUACAGUGCCCCAGAAGUGGGGGGGAUCAUGGAGCCCACCGAAGCAGCUGACUGCUGGAGCUUUGGCUCUCUCUUGUACGAGUUGCUGACAGGAGUGCCCCUCUCCCAAAACCAUCCAUCAGGGAUUCAGCCUCAUACCCAGCUGCACCUGCCAGAGGGCCUCAGCCUGGCUGCUACAUUGCUGCUUACUGAGCUCCUGCAGUACAAUCCAAAACGGCGCUUGGGCUCCGGAGGAGGUGGCAUAACAAAGCUGAAGUCUCAUUCCUUCUUCAGCACAGUUCCGUGGAACAAGCUGGUGGGCUAGGCAGGCUGUCCUUCCCCCAGGAAAGGGGCCCUGGGCUGCUUCCCUGGCACUUGUGACCCCAGGUGACACUGGCAGCACUGCCUGCUGGGGAAGGCUUGCCUCAAGGGCUGCCCUGUGGUGGGGUACACAUGAGGUUUUGCAGUCUUACAUGUCCUCUGUCUCUGCUUCUGUUUGUUGGCAUCUCCAAAGAGGAAGCAUCAGGCUGGGCCAGGCUGUCUUCUCCAGGUUCUCCCUGGUGGGAAAAGGAACCUGGAUGCCCACCUCCAGGAAGUGGUGGUGUUCCUCUUCUUGGGGCAUCCCUUCCUCAGCUCAGCACUCUGCCCUGGAACUCCCUCCCUGUGUUUUCUAUCCUCACAGUAACCCCCUACUCUGCUACUUUUUGUGGCCUUCAAAUGCAGGCCCGCUGGGCCCUGCUGGCUGGAGCCCAAGCCCACGGUCUCUGCCCCUCCCUGACUGCAUAGGUGUGUGUGUGUGGGUCAUCCCUGCUGCAGGGGUGAGACAAGAAGGAGCCCUCUGCUUUUCUCCCCCUUGCCCUCUGAAAGAAAAUAAACUACUUAGUAUCACUUAGAGAAGUGUCCUUUUGUUUCUGAGCUGCAUCAGCCAGGUGUAGGCCAAGCCUGCUGAGUG